AUGCCUGACAGACCUUUCCCUAGACAUCAAGUGGAGGUGAGUUGUGAGUAUCUGGUGAAGGCUCAUGUCGGUCAAACCAAAGACACGCCUCAUAGGUUAUCUUCAACUGUGGUCAAACCUGGAGAUAAUGUUACUUUGUCAUGUUCUAUCUCUGGAGAUGGCGCCGGCUUGUUUAACUGGUACAUGAUGAAGUCUGGAUACAUGGUGCUGACAGUUGCAGCAGGAAGUUUUGACAAAGUCACCCUUGACAAGAAAUUUGACAACUCAAGGUUUACGAUCAAAAGAGGGGAUAAUCUGUUCUUUCUCACCAUCAAUAAUGUAAGCAUAGAAGAUGAGGCAACGUACUUCUGUCAAGCUGGAACUCCGUACACAAUGAAGGUUGUUUCUAGCACAGUUUUGACUGUGAAUGAUCAUAAAAAUCACCAGAAAUCUAUCUACCUGAAACAAAUACCGAAGACAGCAUCCGUCCAGGCAGGCGACUCAGUGACUCUCCAGUGUUCAUAUCUCUUUAAGUACAAAGAAACCACAGCCCAGUGUCCAGGUGAACACAGUGUGUACUGGUUCAGAGCUGGAUCAGGAGAAUCUAAUCCAAGUGUUAUUUACAGUCAAAGCCAUAAAAGUGAUGAAGAAGAGACGAGAAGCUGUGUCUACAGUCUGUCCAAAACUAUCCAGAGCUCCUCUGAUGCUGGGACUUACUACUGCGCUGUGGCCACAUGUGGAGAAAUCCUGUUUGGUGAAGGAACUACAGUGGAGACAAAAAUUUCAAGAGAAGAAUGGACACCAGUUGUGAUUGUCCUCGGGUCACUGUUGGCUCUCUGUGUAAUUGUGAUUGCCAUCCUCAUCUUCUCAAGAGACUAAAGGAAGGUGAAAUAGAGGCGUUGAACAACUCUACAGCUGGUCUUAUCUACGAUGAAAUCGAGAAGGGGAAAGAGACUGUUAUACAUAUGUCUGACAAACACAUUGUUCUAUGUAGGAAUUAAGCUGUCUAAAUUUUGUUCAUUUAAAAAAAGGUGUGCUUAGUUAAUUUACCUUAAAGCUGAAUCAUAUAUUUUUCAUUUUAUAAAGAGACCUGGCACAAAACAAGGUGAUUGGUUGCUCAAAUGUCUGUCAGAGCCGAUGAGCUCCAAAGAGAAAAGAAAAACUACAGAGGCAACAUACUCCAGACAUGAGACUACAAAAGAUACAUACACAUGUCUCCGUAUGAUAAACUGCAUGUUUUUGAUGUACACAGAGACCUUCUAUGAGACAUCAGUG
Messenger RNA from Notolabrus celidotus (New Zealand spotty), 1254 nucleotides. RefSeq lists its product as uncharacterized. Gene Ontology annotation, biological process: response to bacterium. The transcript has 5 exons. Bases 1 to 858 code for a protein of 285 amino acids. The record is from RefSeq and is a predicted model, not a curated record. Lineage: Eukaryota; Metazoa; Chordata; Actinopteri; Labriformes; Labridae.